Pungitius pungitius (ninespine stickleback) is the source of this 1190-nucleotide messenger RNA. RefSeq names its product Ts translation elongation factor, mitochondrial (gene tsfm). Bases 99 to 1028 code for a protein of 309 amino acids. Gene Ontology annotation, biological process: mitochondrial translational elongation. The transcript is spliced from 6 exons. Lineage: Eukaryota; Metazoa; Chordata; Actinopteri; Perciformes; Gasterosteidae. Gene Ontology annotation, cellular component: mitochondrial matrix. Gene Ontology annotation, molecular function: translation elongation factor activity; protein binding. The record is from RefSeq and is a predicted model, not a curated record.
UCAUUUUGUCCCUCCGCGGCUUCCUUACGCAGCGUGGAUUUCAAUGACAUUCUGAGUUUCUGUAACGUAAAGUCGGCUGUCCUCAGAGCAGUUUAAAGAUGUCGUUAACGUUUUUAUUCAGAACAAUGACGAGAGACUUUGCCAAGGUCAGUGUUUGCCAGCAUGUGCAGUCCUUACACACUGGUUGUCAGCUCCUGGCAGCUGAGAAGGCCCUCCUGAUGAAACUACGGAAAACCACCGGCUACACUUUCAUCAACUGCAAGAAAGCCCUGGAGAGGUUUGAUAAUGACAUAACGCAGGCAGAGACGUGGCUGCACGAGGAGGCCCAGAAGGAGGGCUGGAGCAGAGCCAGCAAGCUGGAGGGUCGCAAAGCCAAAGAGGGGCUGGUUGGCCUGUUCAUACAAGACACUGCUGCAGUUAUGGUUGAGGUUAACUGUGAGACCGACUUUGUGGCCCGCAAUGACAAGUUCCAGCAGCUGGUUAAGGAUGUGGCAUUUGCCACCUUGGCUCACCACCGGAAUAAAACCCAAAGCAAGGCCGGCUAUGUCAAGAGCAUCCUGGCAGGUGAUGAGUUAAACAAGCUCUGUGUGGAUGAAGGAGCUUCACUUUCUGAUCGGGUGGCUCUCACAAUUGGUCGCCUCGGUGAGAACUUGUCAGUGCGGCGUGCUGUGACCGUGGACGUCCCAGCUGAGUGGCACAUUGGCUCGUAUGUACACGGUGGUGUGCAGGGCCAGACGGAGGUGGCCAUGGGCAGGUAUGCCGCCCUGGUUGUUUUUCAGGGUGGCGAGAAGGAAAACUGGGACGUUCUAGGACGCAAACUGGGACAGCAUAUAGUGGGAGAAGCCCCUGUGGCCCUGGGCAACAUGGAUGACCUGCCUUGUGGGGAAAGUGAGACACGCCUGCUGCCUCAGACCUUCCUGGGAGACCCCAGCAGGACGGUUGCAGAGUUCCUCAGAGGUCAACAGGCCCGAGUGCUGGACUUUAUCCGAUUUCAGUGUGGCGAGUCGCUCAAUGACAAAGACAAAUGAGGAUAGCAAUUUACCCAAGAUCAUUUUUUUUAAUGUUGGGGUUUAAUGCAAAAACACCUUCUUUCCAGACACACAAAGUGUCAUCGUAAAUUUAAAGCAGAAUAUGUUGGUCUACCAGCACUGCUGCUAAUCUAACAAUAAAGUCUUUUCAUCUUGAAAGUC